GUGUGUGUGUGUGUGUGUUAGUGUGUUUAUUUGUCUAAGCUCACUCAGUUCGUUCCUUGUGAAUUCUUUUCUUGCCCUUGGCUUGGCUUAGUCUGCAAUAGAAAAAGGUGUGUCAAAGACAUGAUGCAGCACUAAAGGAGAACAAUAAUUCACUGUUUCUAUUUCUCCUAUUGUGUUUGCUUCAAAAAGAGUGGACAAUUUUCAAGAAGAGUUCAAUCUCUCCUAGGCUAGGACAUAUUUUAAGAAUAUUAUUUUUCACCACUUAUAUAUAGUUUCAAAUUAUUUCUCUAUAGGCUCUGCUAGCUUCCAAUUCAAUACAUACACUCUCUUCCUUGUCUUGUUCCUUUCUCAAAUCAAUAAAAUGGAAAAAGUUCUCAUCUUGAGUUUUAGACACGCAGAACUCUCGCAUAAGAUAGAAGAGAACAUUUUGUUUGGUAAAGAGAUGGACAGGGAAAAGUAUGAGAGGGUUUUAGAAGCAUGUUCCUUGAAGAAGGACCUGGAAAUCCUUUCAUUUGGUGAUCAGACAGUCAUUGGGGAGAGAGGAAUUAAUUUGAGCAGUGGACAAAAGCAGAGAAUACAAAUUGCACGUGCCUUAUAUCAAGAUGUUGAUAUCUAUCUGUUUGAUGAUCCUUUCUGUGCUGUGGAUGCUCACACAGGUUCUCAUCUCUUCAGGGAAUGCAUACUAGGCCUCUUGAGUUCAAAAACAAUUAUUUAUGUCACUCAUCAAAUUGAAUUCUUACCCAUAGCUGAUCUUAUACUGAAAAUUCAUUUCUCUCUAAUUUGUUUAAAAUCAGCCAGUGCAAGUGGGCUAAUGAAGAAAGAAGAAGCAAAAAGCGAGGAACCAAAAAUGCAGCUUGUUCAAGAAGAAGAAAGAGAGAAGGGAAGAGUGUGUUUUUCAGUCUAUUGGAAAUACUUUACAACAGCAUAUGGAGGAGCUCUUGUGCCUCUUAUACUGCUUGCACAAGUUUUAUUUCAUGGCCUUCAAAUCAGAAGCAACUACUGGAUGGCAUUGGCUAGUCUUGUUUUAGAAGAUGAAAAGCCUCUUGUUUCUACAGACCAAAGUGUAGUGGAUCUUAAGAUUUCGAAGCAAGUUUCUGCAUUCGCUUUCUCUUGUCCGUAG
Humulus lupulus (European hop) is the source of this 1120-nucleotide messenger RNA. Its product is annotated as probable non-intrinsic ABC protein 5. Gene Ontology annotation, biological process: transmembrane transport. Gene Ontology annotation, molecular function: ATP binding; ATPase-coupled transmembrane transporter activity; ATP hydrolysis activity. The record is from RefSeq and is a predicted model, not a curated record. Lineage: Eukaryota; Viridiplantae; Streptophyta; Magnoliopsida; Rosales; Cannabaceae. The transcript is spliced from 4 exons. Bases 362 to 1120 code for a protein of 252 amino acids. Gene Ontology annotation, cellular component: plant-type vacuole; vacuolar membrane.